Molecule: messenger RNA, 816 nt
Organism: Saccostrea cuccullata (small rock oyster)
Lineage: Eukaryota; Metazoa; Mollusca; Bivalvia; Ostreida; Ostreidae
Product: E3 ubiquitin-protein ligase TRIM45-like
Exons: 1
Coding region: 1-816 (271 amino acids)
Molecular function (GO): zinc ion binding
Source: RefSeq, a predicted model, not a curated record
AUGGCUACAACUGCAAGUUCUGCUCAGCACUAUAUUGAGUGUGAAAACUGUGAGGAAAAUCCGUCAAAGUUUUUGUGCAGAACUUGUUCUGGUCAUCUGUGUGAAAUAUGCAAGACAGACCACGAGAUGAGAAAACUCACCAGACAUCACGAGAUAACAGAACUGACUUUAGAUAAAGAAUAUACAGCAGAACGUCUACAUUGUUUUGUCCACAUCACAAAAAAGCUAGAAUGUUAUUGCUCUCCCUGCCAACAGCCAAUAUGUACUCAAUGUCUAAUUGAAACACAUAAUGGUCAUAAAGUAGAGAAUCUGGAAGAAAUGCACAUGAAGAUUAGGCGAGAUCUUCAAAUGGAGAAGGAGGAAAUAGAAACAGUACUAAUGCCAAAAUAUCAGGAAUUGUUGUGGAAGGAAGAAGCCAAGACUUCUGAUUCAUCACAUAGAACAGACCAAGUUCAGAAGCAAAUUAAAGAUCACACAGAAAAGAUAAUAACAAGAGUUAUAUUGCUCCAAGAAGAAAGGGUACGCAAUUUACGAAAAGAGGAAGAAAAAGUGCUGAAAUCAAUUCAGGAUUCAAAAGAUGUCAUAGAAAAAGGAAUUCAGCAGCUAACAAUAAUGCAGACGCAAAUAACAAGCAAUUUGGAAGAAAGACAAGGGAUUAAAGUUUUUAUACCUGUCGAUCGCACGACAUUAAAUGAACCUAGAAAAUUUCAAAGUAAUAUUGCGUACAAAAUUGAGGACUUUCAAGCUGGUGAUAUAAAAAGAAUUGUAGACGAAAGAAGAAUUGGAGAUUUUCACAUUUUUCUUCCUCACUAUUAG